Molecule: messenger RNA, 1046 nt
Organism: Durio zibethinus
Lineage: Eukaryota; Viridiplantae; Streptophyta; Magnoliopsida; Malvales; Malvaceae
Source: RefSeq, a predicted model, not a curated record
AUGUCAGCGGUAGACAAUGGCCGGAACAAUCUGGCUGGUCUAUCUCUCGACGACGUUUUGCGAAACACCAAACGGUCUGAACCACCAACGACCCACAACCGUACGCUUCUGGAUAUUACACGAGACGAUGGGUCUAACAAGGACAAGAAGAGUUGGAAAACGUUUCGGGAAAAGCUCCGGCUCAAGCGAGCGGGGUCCGCUUGGACCUCCUCGGUUCCUAUCCCAGCUUCCGAUGUGAAUGUUCAUAGUAGCAAAUCCCAGUUCUCGCGGCGCGGUUCGUUUCGUUCUAACUCUGCUGACUCGACCCACAUUGAGGAUGGAGAUGAACAUGCCUCGGUAUCUGAUCCACCGGUUGUGAACUCUCGGUUGCAAUUGUCGCGGAAGGGUUCCGUUCGGUUCGUGAACAAUCCGACUCAGACGGAUCACGAUGAUUGGGUGGAUGUCAGCAUGCCGAGCCAAUGUCCACCCUCGAGAAGCUUCAGGCCACAAAUUACCCGCCAUCAUUCCACUCGUUUUCCUGCCUCGGACACUGACGGAAACGACGUUGACAGCAUCGACGACGACAACUCUCCUGUGGCACUUGAUGGAUCGCGCCAACUGGGAGCGGCAUUGCGGGAGAGGACAUUGUCUGCCAGAGAAGCAGUGGCUGCACAGGAAGCAGCGGAAGCGGCAGCAGCUGCUGCAGCCUCAGCGGAACAAGCAGCAGCAGAAGCGGGUGCGGCUGAGGAGCCAGUAAAGAUGUCGUUGAUGGAUUUGUUGGGGGAAACGGGAUCGACAUACGGGAUGGGCGACGACGAUGACGAGUACGGCGAGGAAGAAGAGGAGGAGGAGGAAGAGGAAGAAGAUGUAGUGGAAGCGAGUGGCGGAAUCGAGCACACUUGUUGUGUGUGCAUGGUUAGGCAUAAAGGUGCGGCGUUAAUUCCCUGUGGGCAUACGUUUUGUCGGCUUUGUUCAAGGGAGCUUUUGGUUCAGAGAGGGAACUGUCCGCUUUGCAACGGCUUCAUCCUGGAAAUCCUUGAUAUCUUUUGAUUUCUUUUAUCCAGUUC